AUGUCUUUCCCGCAGCUCGGCUACCCGCAGUACUUAAGUGCCUCCCAGGCGGUGUACGGGAGCGAGAGACCGGGAGUGCUUACGCCUUCGUCCCGGGGAGGGAGCACUGAAAUGGGGGGAAGCCCGUCCGCCGCCACCGCCGCGGCUGUGUCCUCGGUGUUGGGCAUGUACGCCAACCCGUACGCACACAACUACAGCGCUUUCUUACCGUACACCAGCGCGGACUUGGCUCUUUUCUCACAAAUGGGAUCCCAGUACGAGCUGAAGGACAGUCCUGGCGUCCAUCCGGCCAGCUUUGCAGCCCACACGUCUCCGGCCUUUUAUCCUUACGGACAGUUUCAGUACGGGGACCCGGCCAGGCCCAAGAACGCCACCCGGGAGAGCACCAGCACCCUGAAGGCCUGGCUCAACGAGCACAGGAAGAACCCGUACCCGACCAAAGGAGAGAAGAUCAUGCUGGCCAUCAUCACCAAGAUGACCCUGACGCAGGUCUCCACAUGGUUCGCCAACGCCAGGAGGAGGCUCAAGAAGGAGAACAAGGUGACCUGGGGAAGCAGGAGCAAAGAGGACGGGGAGGACGGGAACUUGUUCGGCAGCGGGGACGAGGGGGAGAAGAACGAAGACGAGGAGGAGAUUGAUUUGGAGAGCAUAGACAUAGACAAGAUCGACGACAACGACGGAGAUCAGAGCAACGAGGACGAUGACGAUAAAUCAACGGAGGGCAGCAGGGACCACAGGGGCAGCGUCGGGGCGGGGGGGUUGGACAGCUUGGAGAAGAGACGGGCCUUCACCCUACAGGCCCAUGAGGCCUUUGACAAAUCUAAGAGCACAAUUUUAGUUCACCCAGGGAGUAAGGAGAACUCGGACGGCAACAACAACACCACCACCAGAGUGCUGUCCCCGGACAGACCCGGGAGCUUUCCUCUCCCGUCUAACAAUAAGCCCAAAAUAUGGUCUUUAGCAGAGACCGCUACGAGUCCAGAUAGUUCUUCUCAGAAACCCACGUCCCCAUGUGGCCCAGGAGCCACCACUCACUCAUCAGGGCCCCACCACCAGAUCCAGACCCACCCGGCCUUCCUCCCCAGUCAUGGACUGUACACUUGCCAGAUUGGAAAGUUCCACAACUGGACAAAUGGGGCAUUCCUGGGUCAGAACUCCCUCCUAAACGUGAGGUCGUUUCUGGGAGUAAACCAGCACCAUCACCACCACCACUUGCAGGCCCAGCAGCAGCAGCAGCAGCAGACAUCAGUGGUGGUGUCGCCAGUAGCAGCCGCAGCAGCACUCAGCAACGACAGCAAGGCCCCAGCAGAGACCCACAGUCCCAAGCACAUAGAACACGAAAACGGUGUAAGGUCCGUUUCACCUCCAACACAGAUUCUGAAGUCUUCCUUUCGACCCAUCCACGACAGAUCCUCUCUGCCUUCCAGCGCCAGGAGUCCACAAGACGCCACGCAACGAGUCCUCACUGCUCUCUCCUCGGCUUGAUCAAGACAUUUUUUCCGUGCUUGAAAAAAAAAAAGAAAAGAUAAAUAGAAAAAAAAAAGACUGUAAAAGACUUUACACUCCCUAAAAAGAGACACUGAGAAAUAAUAAUGCAGCGUAGCAUCCAGUCGGUACAGAACAAAUGGCGUAAUUUGGUAAUA
Molecule: messenger RNA, 1643 nt
Organism: Anoplopoma fimbria (sablefish)
Lineage: Eukaryota; Metazoa; Chordata; Actinopteri; Perciformes; Anoplopomatidae
Gene: irx1a
Product: iroquois homeobox 1a
Biological process (GO): cell development; regulation of transcription by RNA polymerase II; neuron differentiation
Cellular component (GO): nucleus
Molecular function (GO): RNA polymerase II cis-regulatory region sequence-specific DNA binding; DNA-binding transcription factor activity, RNA polymerase II-specific
Source: RefSeq, a predicted model, not a curated record